AUGGCAUUCGCAUGGCUCUCCUCACCAAUUAUGAAACGCAAAUGGAAAUAUCCUAGAGUUAUCAUCUGGCUCAAUGUAAUCGAACUUGCCGGUACCAUCGCAGCACUCGUCAUGUUCGGUAUCGCGGAUCCGGAUUUGUAUCGGACGAAUUUAUGGCAAAUUGGUUAUGAUAAUGGGUUUAAUAGUAGUCCGGCUGAGAUUCUAUAUGCUUACGCGAAUUAUCGACCAAUACCAAAGAUUGCUUUUGUUUGGAGUCAGACAUUGCAAAAUUUCAAUGUCGGAAUUUCCGUUCUUUCUAUGUUCAUACAACUUUGCAAAGUCGUCAUGUUUAUUAUGCAUGUUUGGUGGCCUCUUCUCUCGACCAUUAUCAAUGGACUUCUUACUAUCUGUUGGAUUGUCAGUAUAUACGGACAAGCCGGACCAGAUCAUACUGAUCCAAAACAUCCAAGUAAUGUAGCUUGGUAUAUUGCAAAGAGUUGUUCAUAUGCCCGACCAUCUGGGAAUGAGCAUUAUUGUCACUUGGCUAAAGGAACUUUUGCCGUUACAGUUUUUAUGAUGAUCAUCUACUUAGCCAACACAAUCCUCGGUAUUGAUUCUCUAAUCCCUUCACGCUUGGAACGAUCAAUCAAUGCCCUCGAUCUAGAAGAUAACCUUGUCUCGACAAACAAAGCUGGAAAGAGAGUAAAGACGACGGAUUCUCCAGAACCGGAAACACCUUGGGAAAUGCAAGAUAUGUCACAAAGUGCAGAUCUCUUGAAACAACCUUUUACCCCGAGAACAAUGGCUUUUAAAUCUUUGGAUAGACAAUUACCAUUAAGGGCUACCUCGGCUCCGAGAUAUGCAUAA
Molecule: messenger RNA, 846 nt
Organism: Sclerotinia sclerotiorum 1980 UF-70
Lineage: Eukaryota; Fungi; Ascomycota; Leotiomycetes; Helotiales; Sclerotiniaceae
Exons: 3
Coding region: 1-846 (281 amino acids)
Source: RefSeq, a predicted model, not a curated record